AUGGACGGCCCCGACGAUGCCGCCAGUCUUGUAGCUCUGUUCUUGCAUGCUUUUCCCUCAGCGUCCAGCGAGGAGUGUCCAUCUGACCUAAAUGCGGCUGUAACAGGCGGAUCCCAUUCGCCCAUCGCCGAUCCUUCAACUUUGGAUGUCUUUUGCCCCUCGAUCAACGGAUGGCUAAUACCUUUGGCCAGUGAUAGCAUCGCGUAG
Molecule: messenger RNA, 207 nt
Organism: Colletotrichum truncatum
Lineage: Eukaryota; Fungi; Ascomycota; Sordariomycetes; Glomerellales; Glomerellaceae
Source: RefSeq, a predicted model, not a curated record